ACUCUGGACACCAUCACUGAUCAGUUAGCCAGCGCGGGUUUAUGUCUCUUACUUUUUAGAUUUCUGUUGUUCAUUUCUCUUGUAAUAUUCAAGUGGCAUUCUGUUAUAAUAUGAAGUUUCCGUUAUUUAGUCCGGGCAAAUCACCAUGUUUACAAGGAAACACCGAGAUGGACGUGAUCAACGAGAAACUAACAGAACGACUAAGAAAGACACUUUACUUUGGAAAACAUCCUGACAUGGAUCGGCCCUCUGUAGCUGUAACAGAUAUCGCCGUUGAAUUUUUUGCAAGUAAUGGACCGGUAGAUCUCCGAGAAAUUGACAAAGACUUUGCCGCUUCUGUAUCAAGGAAAGCUUGUAUUGGUCCCUGUGCCAUGAUGCUAGGAAUGCUGUACAUUGAACGCUUGAAACAUCGAGACACGGAAUACCUCCAAAAAGUAUCGUCUUCCGACCUCUUCCUCAUUUCAAUGAUGGUGUCAUCCAAGUUCAUGUACGACGAGGGUGAGGAUGAGGAAGUUUAUAACGACGAGUGGGCUGCUUCUGCGAAAAUGGAAACUGCUGAUGUCAACCAACUCGAGGCAGACUUCCUUAAGGCUAUAGAUUGGAAUCUCUUCGUGAAGCCAUGUGAGUUCCUCGCGUUGCUGCAUCGCAUCGAGGCACGUAUAGCUCUGCAGCAGGGAGUCGACCGAGGCUGGUUCUCCUUCACCGACCUUGAUGUGCUCGCUCGCGACCUUCACUGGAAUGACCUCCUCAAGGAUCUCACCGACACCCUGAUGAAGGUAGUGGCCGUGCUGGCUGUGUCCUACUUGACCGCCGUGCUGGCUAUUUUUGGAUCGGUGGCGGCGGGGCACCACGCCCGAGUCCAGACGCAUCUCCACACCAGCCGACUCAUCGACUAUCUCUCCGACUCCCCGGCUUCUCACCUCGACCCCCUCGGUGCGGCCAACGUCUCCUACCCAGCUCCGCGCCAAGAAACCAUCGACGCUCUCCGGACGAACGAAUCCCGGUGGGCCGCCGACGACGACCAGAAGGAGAUCCAACAAUCGAGCUUCACGCUCGACGCGUCCCUGGCGGCUCGGCUCUCCGGCGACGCGGCCGGUGGCACCCCCUCGUGGUCGCGUCUCGACGUCGAAGUCGCCGCCAACGCGUCCGCGCAUCGUCGUCGGCGGACGCGGCAGCGGACGCUGUGCGAGCAGCUGGUGACGACCGACGGACUCGCGACGAUGCUGCGAUGUCACCUUGGCGCGCGGCGAGCCGGAAUCUCGCUCGACCACCCGUCGCACGUGCUGCGGCACAUCAUGGUCGGGGUGCCGUAGCGCGGCGGCCGCGUCGCACGUUCGCUUGUCUUCCUACGCAGAUCUGAGGCGCAGCGCCAUCUAGGUGUAUUUAGGGUAUUUUGGUGUCAUCUUCAUGGUAUCACAGGUCGUCGAUAGUUGGUGUCAUCUUCAUGGUAUCACAGGUCGUCGAUAGUUGGUGUCAUCUUCAUGGUAUCACAGGUCGUCGAUAGUUGGUGUCAUCUUCAUCGUAUCACAGGUCGUCGAUAGUUGGUGUCAUCUUCAUGGUAUCACAGGUCGUCGAUAGUUGGUGUCAUCUUCAUGGUAUCAGGAGUCUUAUCAAUAUAUAUUAUAUCAGAUAUAUCAAAAUAUAUUGAUAGACUCCUGAUGGUAUCACAGGUCAAUGAUGGUUGGUGUGAUGAACAUCCAGUAUUAGCAAACUGCACUUAUGCACGCAAUGCUCACGCGAAGAUGGCACUUCGUUUACGCCUUUUCAGAAAUUCUACGAGCCAUAAUUUAGAUAGAGAGUUGCACAUAGAUUGUCAGAAAGAUGAAUUGGAGUAUUUUUCAACGUGCUUAUAUUAUUUUUUGACAGAAAAUCGUGAAAGUCCCAAGCUGCUGCAUCCAGCAAACUCGUAAUAGUCAUAAAAUGGAGGUGUUCCGGUGUAAUUCGCUUGAAUAGUUAUGAUACAAAUAAAAAUAAAAAUAUAAAUAGGUUAAACCUAUUAUACGUGUAUAACUUAUAUAAACCUGUUCAUGGUAAAUUGGUCACUGCAAGGAGAUAUAAAAAAAAUUCAUACUCCUAUUUCUAAUUUUUGUAUUGUCCUGUAAAUCAGGCUAGAUUAGUAGAUAAUGACUUUUAUUUGCUUAAACCCUUAUAUCUAUACGAUUUUUAUUUAGCUGUAAUAAAAUGUUAUCACCAUAAAUCAGCACCUCAAGAUUUGAAUGUUAAAUUAGUGAGCCUUAUUAGCAAUUUGAUUAUAAGCAAUGUAAAGGAAUGGUUGAUUGUAGUAUUGGUGGUUUCAUAAUAUUCUGCACGAGUAUUAAUAUUUUUUGUGCGUAUUUGUAUAGUUUUUUUUAGCCUGAUCAAGAAUUCAAAUCCUUUAGGUUGGUACUUUGAUUUGCUGUGAAUGAAGGUUUUGAUUGCAAUCCUCGGUGAAAACAUCCGUGGGUUGAAACUGCAAUUUGGCUGAUGCAACUUCAUAACAUAAAACGAAUGCAAAAGAAAUAAACUAUUUUGGCAAACAGUUA
Messenger RNA from Priapulus caudatus, 2522 nucleotides. RefSeq names its product protein CNPPD1-like. The record is from RefSeq and is a predicted model, not a curated record. Gene Ontology annotation, molecular function: protein kinase binding; cyclin-dependent protein serine/threonine kinase regulator activity. The transcript has 8 exons. Gene Ontology annotation, cellular component: nucleus; cyclin-dependent protein kinase holoenzyme complex. NCBI's taxonomy places the organism in Eukaryota, Metazoa, Priapulida, Priapulimorpha, Priapulimorphida, Priapulidae. Gene Ontology annotation, biological process: regulation of cyclin-dependent protein serine/threonine kinase activity. The coding region runs from base 111 to 1313 and encodes 400 amino acids.